This is a messenger RNA of Talaromyces atroroseus, 3375 nucleotides long. RefSeq names its product ISWI chromatin-remodeling complex ATPase ISW2. Gene Ontology annotation, cellular component: chromatin; nucleus. Gene Ontology annotation, biological process: regulation of transcription by RNA polymerase II; nucleosome organization. The transcript is spliced from 5 exons. Gene Ontology annotation, molecular function: DNA binding; ATP binding; ATP hydrolysis activity. Lineage: Eukaryota; Fungi; Ascomycota; Eurotiomycetes; Eurotiales; Trichocomaceae. The record is from RefSeq and is a predicted model, not a curated record. Bases 1 to 3375 code for a protein of 1124 amino acids.
AUGGCGCUCUCGCGCAACUUGCCAGAGUCAGAUGCUUCAUCUCAGGUGGAUACACCGAUGACGGACGGCAACGAAUCUGUUGCACGUAUUCCAGUCGAUGAACCAGACUACCCUAUGGCGGAUUAUCAAGAGACGCCGGAAUACACGGAUUCCGAUACCAACCCCAACACAACGGCAAGCAGCAUUGCAGGCGAUGCAGCUCAUACUGAUGGACGCAAGAGGAGGUCCGAAGCUUUUCAACUCAGGAAAAGUGUACUAGGCAAACAGCACGGACGAUUGGACGAGUCAAAGGAAGACGAUUCCAUCCGAAGAUUUCGUUAUCUCUUGGGACUAACAGACUUAUUCCGUCAUUUCAUCGAGACAAACCCGAAUCCUCGUAUCAAAGAAAUAUUAGCAGAGAUUGACCGGCUAAACGCAGAUGAGUCUGCCAAAGACAAGGGAUCUUCGCGCAAAGGCGGUGCCAGUGGAGAGAGAAGACGCCGGACUGAGAAGGAAGAGGACGCCGAACUCCUAAAAGACGAGAAAAAGGGCGGGGAGACGGCCACCAUCUUCCGCGAGUCGCCGUCUUUCGUUAAUGGAGAGAUGCGCGACUAUCAGAUAGCUGGGUUGAACUGGUUGGUAUCACUCCAUGAAAAUGGUAUCUCGGGUAUUCUUGCAGAUGAAAUGGGUCUUGGAAAAACCUUGCAGACCAUUUCUUUUCUCGGAUACUUGCGACACGUCUGCGGCAUCACCGGCCCGCAUCUAGUUGCAGUACCGAAAUCUACUCUGGAUAACUGGAAGAGAGAAUUUGCGAAGUGGACGCCAGAGGUCAACGUUAUCGUAUUACAAGGUAGUAAAGAAGAGCGACACGCUUUGAUCACAGAGCGUCUUGAAAGGGAGGAUUUCGAUGUCUGCAUCACAAGCUACGAAAUGAUUCUACGCGAGAAGUCUCACUUGAAGAAAUUUCCUUGGGAAUAUAUCAUUAUCGAUGAAGCGCAUCGCAUCAAGAACGAGGAGUCGUCGCUUGCUCAAAUCAUACGUGUCUUCAGCUCCCGCAAUCGACUAUUGAUCACGGGUACACCCCUACAAAACAAUUUGCAUGAACUCUGGGCUCUUCUCAACUUUUUGCUGCCGGAUGUCUUUGGUGAUUCCGAGGCUUUUGAUCAGUGGUUUUCCAAUCAAGAAUCCGAUCAGGACACAGUUGUGCAACAAUUGCACCGUGUUCUGCGACCUUUCCUCUUACGCAGGGUCAAAAGCGAUGUCGAGAAAAGUCUGUUGCCCAAGAAAGAAAUUAAUUUGUAUGUCGGCAUGUCGGAGAUGCAAGUUAAAUGGUAUCAAAAAAUUCUUGAAAAGGACAUUGAUGCCGUCAACGGUGCUGCUGGCAAGCGGGAGUCAAAGACUCGAUUGCUUAACAUUGUGAUGCAGCUACGCAAGUGUUGUAACCAUCCUUAUCUCUUCGAAGGCGCUGAGCCCGGUCCGCCCUAUACUACAGAUGAACACCUUGUGGAUAAUGCGGGAAAAAUGAUCGUUUUAGACAAGAUUCUGAACCGCAUGAAGAAACAAGGAAGCCGUGUACUUAUUUUCUCCCAGAUGAGCCGUGUGCUUGACAUUCUUGAAGAUUACUGUGUUUUCCGAGACCACAAGUACUGUCGUAUUGACGGUUCGACAGCACACGAGGACCGUAUCGCCGCGAUCGACGAUUAUAACAAAGAAGGUUCUGAUAAAUUCAUUUUCCUGCUUACCACACGUGCUGGUGGACUUGGUAUCAACCUUACUACUGCGGAUAUUGUUGUGCUUUUCGACAGUGACUGGAAUCCUCAAGCUGAUCUACAAGCUAUGGAUCGCGCUCAUCGUAUCGGUCAGAAGAAGCAAGUCGUUGUGUUCAGAUUCGUUACCGAAAACGCAAUUGAGGAAAAGGUUCUUGAGCGAGCCGCGCAGAAACUACGACUGGACCAGCUUGUCAUUCAGCAAGGCCGUGCCCAACAGCAAGCCAAGAACGCAGCGUCCAAAGACGAAUUAUUGGGCAUGAUACAGCAUGGUGCUGCUGACGUUUUCAAGGGCAACGGUGGCAUGAUUGCUGGUGGAAACGAGAUCACCGAUGAUGAUAUUGAUGCAAUUUUGCGAAAAGGCGAAGAGCGUACCGCAGAGCUCAAUAAAAAAUAUGAGAAACUCGGAAUCGAUGAUCUCCAGAAAUUCACCUCGGAUAAUGCGUACGAAUGGAAUGGCGAGGAUUUCACGAACCGCAAGAAAGAUAUCGGUAUCAGUUGGAUCAACCCCGCCAAGCGAGAGCGCAAGGAGCAAUUCUACUCGAUCGAUAAAUAUUAUCGUCAAGCUCUGGCUACUGGCGGUCGCACUGCUGAUCCAAAACCAAAGGUACCCCGUGCUCCCAAGCAAGUCGCGGUUCACGAUUGGCAAUUCUUCCCUCCACGACUGCAUGAGCUACAAGAAAAAGAAACUGCUUACUUCCAUAAAGAAAUUGGUUAUAAGGCAGUCCUUGCGGAGGGGACCGAUGAAGACUUGAGUGAACGUGAAGCUAAUCGAGAUCUCGAACAACAAGAGAUUGACAACGCCGUGCCUCUGACUGAAGAAGAGCAGGCCGAAAAGGCUCAGCUCUCUGAAUUGGGAUUUUCUAAUUGGAAUCGACGGGACUUCCAGCAAUUUGUCAAUGGGUCCGCUAAAUUCGGUCGAACAGACUAUGAUGGGAUUGCGACUGAAGUUGAUAGCAAGACUCCUCAAGAAGUAAAGGAGUAUGCUAAAGUAUUCUGGGAGCGCUACGACGAGAUCAAUGAUUAUCCUAAGUACGUCCGCGUUAUUGAGCAGGGCGAAGAAAAGGUACGAAAGAACACACACCAGCGAAAGAUGCUUCGGAAGAAGUUGGACAUGUACCGUGUGCCACUUCAGCAGUUGAAGAUCAAUUAUACGGUAUCCACUACCAAUAAGAAAGUUUAUUCCGAAGAGGAAGAUCGGUUCCUGCUGGUAAUGCUUGAUAAAUUGGGCAAGGAGGAGGAUAGCGAAGGCAUCCAGCUUUUUGAAAGGAUGCGCGAGGAAAUUCGCGAAAGCCCUCUGUUCCGAUUUGAUUGGUUUUUCUUGAGCCGGACGCCAGUUGAGCUCAGUCGUCGGUGUACUACAUUGCUCAACACCAUAGCCAGGGAAUUCGAGCCUGAGACAAAGGCUAAUGGGGAUACCGGCAAAGGCCGCGGCCGUGAGCGUGGAGACGAGGAUGCUGAAGAGGACGAGGAAGAGGCGCCUGCCAAGAAGAAAUCAAAGAAUGGAGUGGUGAACAAAAAGCUCAAAGGUGUCAAGGCUGGUAGCAAGGGGACGUCAGCAAACACAUCAAGAGCGGCCAGUGUAUCGUCCAAUGUGCAGUCGAGCAAAUCAAAAGGCAAGAAGAAAUAA